AUGGAUUCCGACGUGAACGGAUCCUCGGGGGUAGCCGCUGAAUUCGAAGAUAAAAGGCGGUCAAAGAAGAAUUCGUCAAACCCGCAGGGCCGCGAUGGGUCGCCCGAGCCCACCAGACCUGCCGACACACCAAAGAUGUUUGUUUCUGGACCACCGAAGCGUCUUUUUGCUAGUCAAGCAGGCUGCUCAUCAACAAAUCCAGUCCCGAAUAUAGCUGAUGACAACCAAUUAACUUCUGGUGACGGGUGCGGAUCUGAAUACGUCCGUUCUUCAUUUGAUGAUCUCACUGGAACCGUUCCCAUGCGCCCGGGAAAAACCGAGGGUUCGAUUAAGCUGAACAUCCCGAAUUUGUCGUCACUGCGUGCUAAGGUGAACACCUCGUACCAUAACAUCGCAAAUCUUCCCUGGCGACUCGCUGCAAAGACCGAAUGUACAAAACGCACUUCCCACGUGAAAUAUUUCUCCGUGUACAUCGAUUGCAAUCCGGAAAGUGAGAGCACAUUGUGGAGUUGCGAUGCGGUGGUGGAAUUCCGGCUAAUUUCGCUGAAGGACGGUGUCCCCGACUUCUCGCGCCAUUUCACUAACAAAUUCAACUACAACUCGAACAAUUGGGGCUUCCCUUCAUUCAUGGAAUGGACGGAUAUCUUGAAUCCCGAGAAGGGCUAUAUUAGAGGCGAUCGCGUUGUAGUCGAGGCGAAGAUCACCGUGCAAAAAGUCGUUGGCGUCAGGCGACUUCCCUCUUUUGAAUUCCUGAACCCGCUGCCAACAUCUUCUGCAAUUUUGGUAAUUGAUGGAAUGCGCCUGCACGUCAGCAAGGAGUACCUGGCCCUCCACUCGCCCGUCUUCAACGCCAUGUUCUACUCCAACUUUUCGGAGCGAGAAAAGAAGGAAAUUCCCGUCGAGGACGUGAUUUUCGACGAAUUCGUCGAGCUGCUGAAUGUGGUCUACCCGUCUCGUCGGCCAGUAUCUACGGAAAAUGUCGAAUUUUUACUGGAGCUAGGCGACAAGUUCGAGAUGCAAUUCGUGCUAGAAGAAUGUGAACGUUUCCUGAUCAGCUCGGAGGAUAUUGGGCUGGUGACAAAGCUCGUCUGGGCCGAUCAAUAUAUUUUGGCUAAAUUACAGCAUUCCUGCAUCCACUCCCUGAAGACCUACUCGGACGUGCGCGCCAUCAAAAACACCGAAGAAUACAAGAACCUAAGCGACACAACGAAGACGGCGUUGUUGGAGAAGGUGUUCAAAGUCGUCAAAGAA
This is a messenger RNA of Mesorhabditis spiculigera, 1251 nucleotides long. The record is from the annotation of a GenBank genome assembly. Lineage: Eukaryota; Metazoa; Nematoda; Chromadorea; Rhabditida; Rhabditidae.